Malaclemys terrapin pileata is the source of this 423-nucleotide messenger RNA. RefSeq names its product prokineticin 1 (gene PROK1). The record is from RefSeq and is a predicted model, not a curated record. NCBI's taxonomy places the organism in Eukaryota, Metazoa, Chordata, Testudines, Emydidae. Bases 106 to 423 code for a protein of 105 amino acids. The transcript is spliced from 3 exons.
UCUCAUCAGGAGGAGAGCGAGGAGAAAGGGGACAAGGACUUCAAACACCGCACUGUUACUCUGACACACCAGAGAGAAAAGAGUUUCCUUAUUUUCCUAGUCACCAUGAAAAUGGUCAUCCAAAUCUUGUGCUUCUUCCUUUUAAUAACUUUUUACAAAUGUGCAGUCAUCACUGGGGCGUGUGAGAGGGAUCUGCAGUGUGGAGCUGGGACAUGCUGUGCAAUCAGCCUGUGGCUUCGAGGGCUCAGGAUGUGCACUCCGCUGGGACAGGAAGGAGAUGAAUGCCACCCAUUCAGUCACAAGGUCCCUUUCCUUGGAAAACGCCAACACCACACCUGCCCGUGUUUGCCAAACUUUAUAUGCUCCAGGUUCAUGGAUGGCCGAUUCCGGUGUUCAGUAGACUUCAAGAACAUAGACUUUUAG